UUGUGAUCUGUGAUUUUCGUAUUGAUUUUGUCGAAUGUAUUGACUAAUAAAAAAAGAAGUAGAAGAAUUAUGCGAUGGUGGUCAGUGAGUUUUUUUUUAAAUAAACGAAUUUUAAACUUACACGGAGCACUUAGCAUAAUCGGAAAAAAAUAUGAACAUGAAGUCUGAUUAAGGUGUUUUCUUAAAAAUCACCAAGAUGGAUAUGAAAAUAAAAAGACCAGAGAUAAAAUGUAUGGACCCUGAAAAUUAUCGGAAAUAUUUUCGAGCUUUGUGUUGGAGUGGCACCAGACGACAUGAUAAGAAACCACAGAAGAAAGUUAGUAUUAGAGAUGCCUUCAACAGAGUUAAUCGGCCGAAUGCUCUUGCAAUUUGCUAUGCUCCGACUCUUAUACCCAACCCUUCACAGUUUGCUGUUUAUGCUACCGUCCGUAGAACGAUUUUAGCUCGAUGUCGUCAGAUACAAGCCGCAGCAAUUGAUUACUCUGAUGACAGUGACACUGAAGAAGUCGCACCGCCCGUGUCUGUCACAAAAGUUUCAAUGAUCACAGCCAUUGGCUUGCGAACAGUGUUUGCUCUUAUUUCACAAGCCAGAUUCAAAGAUGUCCUUCUGUGUGAGCAAUCACUGAAAGCAUUGUUGGAUGUACUACAAGGGCAUGCUCCUGAAGACCUUGGACAUGAAGCAAGCGAUGUAAUUUGACAUAUUUGAUUUGUUAUUAACUAGUUUUGUAAUGUAGAUUUAUUUAAAACACCGGCCUUUCUAGAACGCCUUACACUUUUUCUGCACUUCAACUGGCCUAUUCACUAAUUUGGUUUAAAAUAAGAACCUAAUAAAAAUAACAUGAAAUGUCUUCUACCUAGUAUGAUAUCCACGAACGGUUGUCAGUAGGCACCAGAUGACAUUUGUUACAUAGAAUCUCAAUUUUGUAUAUGUCAACAAUCAUACGUCAAAGUUAGUGAAUCAGUGUGCUGAUUCUAAUUCAAAUUAUGAUACACGGAAGGUAAAUUUAUUAUUAUUUGUGAGUGUCAUAUACGUACAGUGGCUGUAUAUUAUAAGGCAUUAAGGGGGAAAGCGGCGAUAACAUCUGGCCAACCCCAAUAGUUACCCUAACCUCCACGCGGUGCCCCCUGCUAAAUAACGGACGAAGCUCUGGCGAUCGACCAGUGGCGGUAGUCAUUUAACUCUUGGGAAAACAGCUGGAAAAGGCUUCAGCGACCUUGGAAUUUUCAAAUCAUUUCUAAAAUAUCUGGAGCAAAAGGCAACGAAACAUUAUUUAAGCUAGAUAACGGACGGAGCUCUGGCGACCGACCAGUGGCGGUAGAGUCAUUAAACUCUUGGGAAAACUGCUGGAAGAGGCUUCAGUGACCUUGGAAUUUUCAAAUCAUUUCUAAAAUAUCUGGAGCAAAAGGCAACGAAACAUUAUUUAAGCUAGAUAACGGACGGAGCUCUGGCGACCGACCAGUGGCGGUAGAGUCAUUAAACUCUUGGGAAAACUGCUGGAAGAGGCUUCAGUGACCUUGGAAUUUUCAAAUCAUUUCUAAAAUAUCUGGAGCAAAAGGCAACGAAACAUUAUUUAAGCUAGAUAACGGACGGAGCUCUGGCGACCGACCAGUGGCGGUAGAGUCAUUUAACUCUUGGGAAACGAGCUGGAAAAGGCUUCAGCGACCUUGGAAUUUUCAAAUCAUUUCUAAAAUAUCUGGAGCAAAAGGCAACGAAACAUUAUUUAAGCUAGAUAACGGACGGAGCUCUGGCGACCGACCAGUGGCGGUAGAGUCAUUUAACUCUUGGGAAACCAGCUGGAAAAGGCUUCAGCGACCUUGGAAUUUUCAAAUCAUUUCUAAAAUAUCUGGAGCAAAAGGCAACGAAACAUUAUUUAAGCUAGAUAACGGACGGAGCUCUGGCGACCGACCAGUGGCGGUAGAGUCAUUAAACUCUUGGGAAAACUGCUGGAAGAGGCUUCAGUGACCUUGGAAUUUUCAAAUCAUUUCUAAAAUAUCUGGAGCAAAAGGCAACGAAACAUUAUUUAAGCUAGAUAACGGACGGAGCUCUGGCGACCGACCAGUGGCGGUAGAGUCAUUAAACUCUUGGGAAAACUGCUGGAAGAGGCUUCAGUGACCUUGGAAUUUUCAAAUCAUUUCUAAAAUAUCUGGAGCAAAAGGCAACGAAACAUUAUUUAAGCUAGAUAACGGACGGAGCUCUGGCGACCGACCAGUGGCGGUAGAGUCAUUAAACUCUUGGGAAAACUGCUGGAAGAGGCUUCAGUGACCUUGGAAUUUUCAAAUCAUUUCUAAAAUAUCUGGAGCAAAAGGCAACGAAACAUUAUUUAAGCUAGAUAACGGACGGAGCUCUGGCGACCGACCAGUGGCGGUAGAGUCAUUUAACUCUUGGGAAACCAGCUGGAAAAGGCUUCAGCGACCUUGGAAUUUUCAAAUCAUUCCUAAAAUGGCUGUAGGAAAAGGCAACGGAACACCAUUGCUAUGACUACGAAUUUUCCUAGUAAAUCGAAAGUAUGACGAAAGCAAAUAUAAGAAGUCUCGUAAUGCCUGGCAUAUGAAAAAUAAUCUCCGGGCUGGAAUUGAGAUUUAAUAACGGUAACGUCAUGGAAUGCCCGAACAUUGCAACAAGACCGAAAAAUUUUAAACGCUGUUGGUGAAAUGAACAAGAUGGAAUGUUUUGGACAUUAGUGGAACAAGAUGAAAAGACAGUGGCGAUAUACCAACAUAUGGAAAUACUCGAAAUUUAUUUUCGGGUGGACACUAUCAUAACAAAGGAGUAGGCAUCCUGGAGUAAGGAGGUAAAAAACUGUAAAUUAGGUUAUUUACCACAAUCAGAGAGAAUUAUUUUGCUACAUUUAAGACCUAUCAGAACGAACUUAAUCCAAACUGCAUAUAGUACGCAAGAAGACUGAAAGGCUGUAUUAGGACUGGCAUGUGGUACUGAAAAUUACAAAAAAGCAUAACUUUAAUGUUAUAAUCGGAGGUUUUAACGCUAAGGUAACAAUACUUUUACACAACAUUAUUGGGCAGCACAGUCUUAAUAAAAACAAUGACCGAGAUGAAUCCCGUAAAAAAAUACAGUCUUACUGUAAUGAAUACGUGGUUCAAAUUAUCUAAGAGGCGUUUGUAUACUUGCAAUCUCCUGCUCAUACGAGAACAAACAUAGUAAGGAAUCAGACUGACUAUAUACUCGAAUGUGUAAACAGACGAUUCCGAAAUGCCACUAUUAGCGUUAAAACUUAUCCAGGUGCAGACAUGAGUUCAGACCGUAUAACACUAAUGCCUAAGAGACAAAUGACUUAAUUGAUAUCAGUAAUGAUAAUUUAGUAGAAGAGGAGCUAUGGUUGAGCCUAAAACAGCGUUAUUAGUUUCAGCUACAGACACUCUGGGGUUUAGGGAUAAAAGCUGUAGCAAAUAUUGGAUUACUGACGAAAUAAUUGAUCUAUUUAAACAAAGAAGAGAUAACACGCAAGUCUACAAUAAAUAUAACAAUUUAAAUACAAUUUUACAAAGUAAGAUUCAAAUAGCUAAAGAAAAUGAUUUACCAAAAAUUAAAACAUAUAGGAAAUCUUACGCCAACGCACCAUUAUGGCGUCCUAUCUCGUGAGGCUAUAUUUUCCUUAAAUGUUUUUGCAGAGAAAUGCAACAGAAUGUGUAUGUGUUUCAUAGAUUAAGAAUAGGCAUAGUUCAAAAUGUAUUCCUAAUGGAGUUACCAAGAAAAAGGGGGUUGGAUGACAAGAAUCUUCAACCGAGGAAUCAAGAAGCAGCAAUGAAAAAAGAUGGAAAACUAUGGCAUCUAAUUAACUAACUAAAGGGGUUCGCCAAGGCUGCAUUUAGUCUCCAUUACUAUUCAACCUAUACUCUGAAGAAAUCUUAACAGACCUAUUUAACUGUAUACAACAAGAAAUCAUUAUAUACGGAUUGCAUAAAUAACAUAAGAUAUGCCGAUGACCCAACCCAAGUUCUCAUUACUAGGUCUGCCACUGGGUUACAGUAUCUUCUCACUGAAGCGGCGAUAUCUGGACAAGCCAAAGGCUUUUCACAUACUGAUCGUUAAACUCCGUUACGGGGAUGGCACCGCGUGUUGAUCAUGGUAAUAUUAUCCCGUAUUCUCAUGGGAACGGGGAAGGGAGGUGGGUGAAACCGUGGGCGUCGACUAGUACAUCUACUAGUUACUCCAUUUGUAUGUAUAUAAAUUUAUAUGGUAUUAAAUAAGCUAGCUUAGUCAACUUAGUACCCAUAGCACAGGCUACGCUGUAUGCUUACUUUAGGGCUAGAUAGUGAUGUGUGUAUUAUACUUAAUUAUAUUUAUAUUUAUACGUACUAAGUACAGUCUGCUACAAUUUUUAUUUAGUAAUAUUUUAUUUUUGUUUUCAUUAGAUAUUUUUUGUAAUUUCUAUUCAAUCCUAUUAUCACAUUCUUGUUUUAUUUAAUUUAUAACAAAAUUUCAUGAAAUUUUGUAUUAUACUUUAGGUAUAUUUAUAUUUAUGCAUACUAAAGUUUGCUACAAUUUUUAUUAUUUAGUAAUAAUUUAUUUUUGUUUUGAAUAUGACAUUUUUUUGUAAUUUCUAUUCAAUCCUAUUAUAUUCCUUGUUUUAUUUAAUUUUUAACAUUUUUUUUUUCAUUCUGUAAGUUACAAAAUUUUACGAAAAUUUAAUAAUAAAAAAUAAAUAAUACUUUAAGUAUAUAUGCAUACUACAGUUUUCUAUAUUUUUUAUUGAGUAAUAAUUUACUUUUGUUUUUAUUAGUUUUUUUUAGUAAUCUCUAUUCAAUGCUAUUAUCAUAACCUUGUUUUAUUUAUUUUUUAACAUUUUGUUUUUCAUUCUGUAAUUUACGAAGGAAAUAAUUUUAAUUUUCUUUUAUAGUACGAGAUCCCGCAUAAGAAAUAUACCCUCAUCUGAUACUUAAUUGGGAUAACAAAUUAAUGACAGAAAACAUUCACAUUGACACAUUGCACAUAGGUUGCCUAGUUAAAUAGCUCCAAAUCAGUAUUAAAUGAUUAUUUAUUUAAUCUCCUUCCAAAAAAUCGUACACUAGUCGAUACAAUAUACCCAAAAGAAUUGAAAAGUUCUGGAUGCCUGCUUUCAAACUGCAAUUGUGAGGAUGUCAGAUAUAAACAGUUAAGUAAUGUUAUUUAUCAUUCAUAAGUUAUUACGAGUAAGUUAAAUGAAAGCUUAUUUUAUGCCUAUGUUAACUGUAUUUAUUGACUUUGAAAAAGUGGUUUCCUGGAGUUUGAAUGAAAAAUAUGUUUAGCCGCAAUAUAACUGGGCAACCUAUUUGCAAUGUGUGACUGUGAACAUUAUUAUUUAUUUCAUAGCACUAAUAAAUAACAGAUGAGGAUAUAUAUUUGUAAAUUCAAAAAAUAUAAUAAUUAUCUUAGACCAUCAUGUUUUAUACAUUAUCACAGAACUUACAAGUUCAGUUGUUUGAGUUAAAACAUAUUAUGUAUUGGAAGAAAUCAGAAGACCCAGAAGAUUUUUUUUUUUAAAUAUUCCUUUUAUUCUUUUUUUAGUUUUAAUUUUAUUCUAUUUUUAGUUUUAAUGUUAUUCUAUAUAUAUUUACAGCUUUAAAAUAAAUAUAAAUAUAUUUUUAUUUGUAAAAAUAAAACCAAAUACUAUUAAGUUAU
This is a messenger RNA of Bicyclus anynana (squinting bush brown), 5620 nucleotides long. Its product is annotated as E3 ubiquitin-protein ligase MYCBP2-like. The record is from RefSeq and is a predicted model, not a curated record. Gene Ontology annotation, cellular component: nucleus. The coding region runs from base 197 to 697 and encodes 166 amino acids. Lineage: Eukaryota; Metazoa; Arthropoda; Insecta; Lepidoptera; Nymphalidae. The transcript is spliced from 4 exons.